AUGUUUAUUCGAAUACAUCUUGCACUUCCUCUUGAAAAUAUGGCCUUGGUUUCAUGUGUUUCAGACUUGAAACCUGGUGACUACAUAUUAGUUAAAUUUUCUACAACUAAUAAAAGAAAGUUAACAUAUAAGUAUGUGACCACAGUAUUACAAUUGAUGAACAAUAAUGAGAUUGAAAUACAGUGCUUUGAAGCUACAGAUGAAGAAAACACUGAGUUCAUUGUAAUUGAAAAUGAUAUAUCUGUAAUAGAUAUAAGUGACAUUGUGGGUAAACUACCUUACCCAGAACUAAAAAAAAGUGGUAGACAGUUAAAAUCCAUUUUUCCUGGAGUUGUUGAUGUUUUUGAAAAGUUUUAA
Messenger RNA from Macrosiphum euphorbiae (potato aphid), 357 nucleotides. NCBI's taxonomy places the organism in Eukaryota, Metazoa, Arthropoda, Insecta, Hemiptera, Aphididae. The record is from the annotation of a GenBank genome assembly.